This is a messenger RNA of Humulus lupulus (European hop), 531 nucleotides long. RefSeq lists its product as uncharacterized. Bases 1 to 531 code for a protein of 176 amino acids. The record is from RefSeq and is a predicted model, not a curated record. The transcript has 2 exons. Lineage: Eukaryota; Viridiplantae; Streptophyta; Magnoliopsida; Rosales; Cannabaceae.
AUGGUGAAAUUCAGGGAUGAAGCUACACGUGAUCUGGUUCUGGAAUUAGGGGUGAUUCACUUUGUGAAUUGCUUGAGUGCUCUUGUGAGUACAAUAGGUAAGCCUAUAAUGAUAGAUAAGAUAACCAAAGAUAGAUCUAUGAUUAAAUUUGCUCGUGUUUUAGUGGAUAUGGAGAUAGCUGAAUCCCUACCUCAAUAUAUUAAUUACCUCAAUGAGAGGGGUCAAGUUAUGGAGCAACCUGUUGAGUAUGAAUGGUUACCUACUAAAUGCUCAAAUUGUAAAAAGUUAGGACAUACAGUUGCCACUUAUAAGUUUGGUUCUGAAGUAGCUUGGAGGAAGAAGGAUUCUAAGAAAACACUAGAAUCUGAACCUGCUGGGGAUGGGGAGAAUGUUAUUCUGCAAGGUUCUGAUCCGAUAAGCUCUGCUCAGAUUCAAACGCAGCAGAAUGGAGUGACUCAACCAAGUGAUAGACCUAAAGAACAACAUUGGUCCCAUCCGAAAAAAUCAGGGGUUAUGAAACCAACACACUAG